CUUAUUUUGCCUGUAAAUUUCUCACUCGCGCUUCCGGAGUUUCGCUACCUGAUAUUUCAAAUUAAAAACACCGCACGACAAAAGCGAAUAUUAAUCCUAUUAUCAAGAAUAAUUGAAUGUCUGUAUUAUUAUUCCAACGAUUUAAACCGAUACACAGAUGCGUGUAUUAUGAAAGGGAUUUGUCGGAUCAAUAUUCGCUAACAGAUGAUGUCAGUUAACGUUACUCGUCGUGAGUUUUUGGACAAUUUAGUGUAUUCUGCUGCUUAAUUUUUAAUUAUUAGAAUACAUUCAAGAUACAUUUGUCUUUUUACUUACUGUAAUAUCAAUAAAUAUAUAUGUGUGUAAUAUUCAUUAUGUUUACACUAGUUUAACUCGUUUUAUUGACACAUGCAGUGGUUUGUGAAUGAUCAUCAUGGCUUCACUGGUGGAUUAUGAGGAUUCUGACAGUGAUCCGGAUCAAGAUCUUCAGUCUGCUGCUCCUCGUCCUCACUUGGAGCUUUAUAAAGAUCAGUCCCCAAUCAUGAGCUCUUUUUUAUCCUCAUCAUCAUCAUCAUCAUCAGUAGUAAGUGUGUCUGGCUGCAGGAAGAGAGCUCAGCCGCAGCCGGCCGUAGUCAGGCCGUAUGUUCCUAAGAGGCAGCGAGUGUCUACGGCAGCGGCCCAGACCCCAGAGACACCUCACACACCUCACACACCUCCACCUGCCGGAGCUCGUCUGCUGUCCGAGGUCUCGGAGAGGGUCCGGCCGUUCCUGGCACUAAAGGCCAGUCGGGUCGAGCUGCCCAGACGAGUGCAGUGUCUCCUUCAGGCCCACCAGGGUCCAGUGAACACACUGCAGUGGAGUCCAGUGGAUCAUCUCAGUCACCUGCUGCUCUCCGCCUCCAUGGACAACACCUGCAAGGUGUGGGAUGGUGUUGAUGGGGGGCGGAGCUUACGCACUUACUCCACCCACAGGGGCGCGGUGCGUGAUGCGUGUUGGCUGCCGUGUGGGCGUCGCCUCCUCUCGGGGUCGUUCGACGGCACGGCGGCGCUCACUGACGCGGAGACGGGUCAGACAGUCGCUCAGAUGGACAACGGUUUUAAGGUGACCUGCGUCGCCCCGCGACCUUCCGACCCCGACGUGUUCCUGAGUGGCGGCUUCAGUUCAGAGGUCAAAGCCUGGGACGCCCGCUGCCGUAAGGUGCUGCGCGUGUAUAAAGCCGCGGUUCAGCAGACGCUGGACGUCCUGUUCCUGAGCGGCGGCCGCGAGUUCGUGAGCAGCACCGACGCCGUGAGCCGAGACUCGGCCGAGCGAACGCUCAUCGCCUGGGACUUCCAGACCACCGCCAAACUCUCCAACCAGAUAUUCCACGAGCGCUACACCUGCCCGAGUCUGAGCGCUCACCCGCUGGACGCUAGCUUCAUCGCUCAGACUAACGGCGGCUACAUCGCGCUGUUCUCCGCCCAGAGGCCGUACCGCAUGAACAAGAGACGCCGAUACGAGGGUCAUAAGGUGGAGGGCUUCGCAGUGCAUUGUGGGUUCUCUGCAGACGGAAGCGUGCUUGUCUCUGGCAGCUCCACAGGAUCUGUUCACUUCUACGACUAUCAGAGCUCACGGACCCUGAAGACGCUGGACGCUCAUGAACACGCGUGUGUGUGUGCCGCGCUCCACCCCGUGCUACCCGCCGUCACGGCCACCUGUGAUUGGACAGGAGAGAUCAAGAUAUGGACCUGAUCUUUCUUCUGCUCAAGGACAUUCAAUAAUAAUAAACAGAUUUAUACUUAUGUGA
Molecule: messenger RNA, 1766 nt
Organism: Pimephales promelas (fathead minnow)
Lineage: Eukaryota; Metazoa; Chordata; Actinopteri; Cypriniformes; Leuciscidae
Gene: wdr25
Product: WD repeat domain 25
Molecular function (GO): protein binding
Source: RefSeq, a predicted model, not a curated record